AUGCCUCACGAACACCAUCACGGAUGUGGGCACGAUGCACACGACCAUGACCACGAUCAAAUCGAUGACCUGGGCCCACAGGAUAGCCUAUUCAAUCAGAUAGAUCGCGAAAACAUCGUGGCUUUGAACGGCGACGGGGAUCCUUCUGUCCUUGUCAAGCCCUGGCACGACAGGUUGGAUGAGACCAAGUCUCUUCAAUCUGAUGAUGACGACGAACUAAUAGUCCAUAUCCCGUUCAACACAUCCGUCAAGCUGCGGGGUUUCAUGCUCAAGGCUGGCCCUGGUGCGGUUACGCCAAAGAAGGUUGCGCUAUAUACCGGCGACUCCGUCAUGUCCUUUGAUGAUCUGUCGGAUAAGGUGCCACUCCAGGAGCUAGAGGUCGUAGAGAGUAGAGAAGUUGGAGAAUAUCCACUGAGGACUGCGAAGUUUUCGAAUGUAUCUUCGAUAACGUUAUUCUUUCCAGAGUCCCAAGGGGCUGACAAGGUCCAAAUAUACUACAUCGGAUUCCUCGGGUCGUGGUCGGAGCACAAAAGAGGGCCAGUCGUCACUGUAUACGAAGCGCAAGCCAAUCUGGCCGAUCAUGAAAAAAUACAGGGCACAGAUGGUGCGUUCAGCAGCGCCCAGUUUUGA
Pleurotus ostreatus (oyster mushroom) is the source of this 630-nucleotide messenger RNA. RefSeq lists its product as uncharacterized. The coding region runs from base 1 to 630 and encodes 209 amino acids. Gene Ontology annotation, cellular component: nucleus. Lineage: Eukaryota; Fungi; Basidiomycota; Agaricomycetes; Agaricales; Pleurotaceae. The transcript is spliced from 6 exons. The record is from RefSeq and is a predicted model, not a curated record.